Messenger RNA from Cetraspora pellucida, 1212 nucleotides. The record is from the annotation of a GenBank genome assembly. NCBI's taxonomy places the organism in Eukaryota, Fungi, Glomeromycota, Glomeromycetes, Diversisporales, Gigasporaceae.
AUGUUUGAAUCACUAUUGAAUGAUUACUUCGACCAUAACCCACAGAAGGAAUGGGCACUGGAGGAGCAUCAUACGGAUAGAAUAGCAAUCGAAGAUUUGCACAAUGCAAUAAACACAUCAAUCAUCGAAGAUCUUAGAGGAGAAAUAAUGGAAGAAUCAUCUAAGUUUUUGGAAUUUAAUCAGCACUCUAUCUUUUAUAAAGAACUUCCAAGUUAUGAAGAGGACAUAGAGAUUGACCCAGAAUUAGUACUUAAAGAAACUAAUAAAGCCAUGAUUUCUUAUUUUGAAUGCUUUUUCAAUUAUGAUUUUUGGAAUUGUUGGACAUUAAAAUCUGGUUCAGUAGUUACUGAAUUGCUAGAGAAAGCAUCAAAUGUCAAAGGACAUCCUCUAAAACCAGAGGUUUGGAGAAUCAUCUAUUGUAGUUUCAAGAUAGCAAAACUGAAAUGGUUAAGUAAUGAAAAGUACAUCGAGAUACUGAGCUUUGCUAAACGCUCAAGUAUUACAAGCUCUCCAAAAGAUAUUAUUGAAUUUUUGAAAAUAAAAUCAUUAAAAUCUUUGGGAUUUAAAGUAAAAAAGUUCAAAAGAGACAAAUUAAAUACUCAUCUGGAAAAAAUUACUAGCCAGAAUUCCAGUGAAGAUCUUAAUUUGGAAGCUAUUAAGAUAACAUGUUUAAUAUUAUAUCCUGAAGAUACAUUUACUCCAGAUGUUUUAGAGGCUGAUUAUGAAGGUUAUUUGAUACAUCUUUGUUUAAAAAAAAUACUUGUAGGCUUAGAAGAUCAUUUAUAUUAUCACAUGGGGGAAGUCAUUUUAUCAUCAGUUAAAUCUUGCAGAAGUCGACGAAAAUGUAUUAGCUCUUAUGAGCAAAAAUCUGAUGGCGUCUUUACCAUAAAAUUAAGAAAAUCAUUAAUGGAAAUAGGCCACUUAGAAAUGAGUGGGGGAUAUGGGUAUAAAGAUAUUUCUCAACAUCAUAAACAUAUUUUUGAUUUUAUUGUCCUCCUUUGGGAUCUCAAGUCUCUUGAUACACAGUGUAGAUUAUUGGAAACUUCCAACAUGAUAUUUCAGCUGAGAGAUGAACAUAAUGAUAAUUUGUUUGAAUUAUCAAAACUCUCCAAAAGACUUCCAGCAUAUCCAUUUACACCAAAUAAAGAUAGACACAAAAUUGGUAUUAAAGAUGCAAAUGAAGAUAGUGAUCUUGAUAAUUCUUCAAUUUGA